AUGAUACCUGACCACUUAUUUGAUGAGGGAAUAAACAAUUCUCUUUUAGGUAACGACAUGAGACACGUCCAACUGAAUAAAGUAAUUUAUGAAAAAUCUCAAAAGGAUUACGAACGAGAACAACGUAACCUGCUCUCGUCACAAGAUGGCGAUACUUGUGAGAUACACGAUCAAUUUUACAGGGAUCACAAAUUGCUUUUAGUGCUAUUCAGAGCUUUAGCUGUUAUGCCCAUUACUCGAUCCAGGCCUGGUACAAUAACAUUUAGUUGGAAAUCUCGAGCGACCGCUUAUGCUAUAUUUUUUUACAUAGUAACGACUGUUAUUGUUCUUAUAGUUGGUUACGAACGAAUUACGAUUCUACGUUCUAUUAAAAAAUUCGAUGACUACAUUUAUUCCAUUCUAUUUGUCGCAUUUCUGGUCCCUCACUUUUGGAUUCCUUUCGUCGGCUGGGGCGUCGCACAUCAAGUAGCCAUUUAUAAAACGAAUUGGGGAAAGUUCCAAGUGAGAUAUUAUCGGGUCACUGGCGAAAACCUUAAAUUUCCAAACUUGAAAACGAUUAUAGUCCUCAUUAGUGUUGGCUGUUUGCUUUUGGCUAUUUGCUUUCUUCUAAGUUUAUGCGCUCUACUGGAUGGGUUCCUGCUUCAACAUACUACGGCAUAUUAUCAUAUUAUAACUAUGAUAAAUAUGAACUGUGCUUUAUGGUACAUCAACUGCAAGGGAAUUAAAAUCGCAUCUCAAAGCCUUUCAGAGUGUUUCCGAAGGGACGUGCACGUUGAAUGCACGGCGAAUCUUAUAUCAAGUUACCGUUAUCUCUGGCUAAAUCUAUCAGAGCUUCUGCAAUCACUUGGAAACGCAUAUGCUCGUACCUACUCUACGUACUGCCUAUUCAUGUUUUUCAAUAUAACGAUUGCGGUGUACGGCGCGCUGUCAGAGAUUGUGGAUCACGGCUUUGGAUUCAGUUUCAAAGAGAUGGGCCUUUUUGUUGAUGCCCUUUACUGCUCUACCUUGCUGUUUAUUUUUGCUGAUUGCUCUCAUAAAUCAACGCUUAAGGUAGCAGCUGGAGUCCAAGAUACCUUACUGUCAAUAGAUGUCUUGUCAGUGGAUCGACCAACUCAAAAAGAGAUCGAUCAUUUUAUUCAAGCGAUAGAAAUGAAUCCGGCUGUUGUUAGCCUUAAGGGAUAUGCACAUGUUAAUAGAGAACUUUUAACAUCGGCCAUAAGCAUGAUUGCUAUUUAUCUCAUUGUUUUGCUACAAUUCAAGAUUUCACUACCGAAGGAUCUGUCUACGAGCGGUUAG
Messenger RNA from Vanessa atalanta (red admiral), 1296 nucleotides. Its product is annotated as gustatory and odorant receptor 22-like. Bases 1 to 1296 code for a protein of 431 amino acids. Lineage: Eukaryota; Metazoa; Arthropoda; Insecta; Lepidoptera; Nymphalidae. The record is from RefSeq and is a predicted model, not a curated record. Gene Ontology annotation, cellular component: membrane. The transcript has 9 exons. Gene Ontology annotation, biological process: sensory perception of taste.